Messenger RNA from Mycena citricolor, 1546 nucleotides. The record is from the annotation of a GenBank genome assembly. Lineage: Eukaryota; Fungi; Basidiomycota; Agaricomycetes; Agaricales; Mycenaceae.
GUGGACCUCGUGAAGUGGUUCGAGCUCUUUGCACUGGACACGAUUACCGAUAUUGCUUUCGGUGAAGGUUUCGACGUGUUGCGGCAGGGCAUGGAUCCUGAAGGUGUGCUGGCUCGUAUCCGGGCCUCCAAGUUUCGACGAAACUGGCUAGGUCACAUUCCCUGGGCUAUGCGACUGUUGUCGUCUGAUAUCGAGCCGUUUACCGAAUCUUUGCUGACUCAAAGAACGGCAAAGGAGACAAUCUGGGCCAAGGACUUUCUGCAUUAUCUAACCGAGAUCGAAGCUGUCGAUGGGGAAUCCGUGAUUAUGGCGGGUGCUGAUACUAUCGCUGCCACACUGAGUAGCUUUUUCUGGUUCCUGUUGUGCAAUCCGGAUUGCUACAGCCGACUCCAGAAAGAGAUUUUGGAUGUAUACAAGACGGAAGUUGUUUAUAACACCAGCAGGCAUCCCCAGCUGCAUUACUUGGCAGCGUGCUUAAAUGAAACUCUGCGACUUCAUCCACCGGUCUUGACGAAUGGGACGAGAACGGGCGGCAAAGUCGUCGGGGGAAGGUUCAUCCCGCCUGACACCAACAUCUGCAUACCCCCGUACGCUAUGCACCGACGGCCCGAGUGCUUUUUUCCUCAGACGGAGGAGUUCAAUCCCGACCGGUGGUUGCCGGCAGAAGCCCACAGAUUCACGCACAAUCUCGCUGGGUUCAUCCCGUUCUCGAUCGGGCCCGCUGGGUGUGCCGGUCAACGAUUGGCGCGAAUGGAGUUGACGAUGACCGUGUGCUUACUGAUGAAAGUGUUCCGGUUUGAGAAGAUGCCUGGUGUGAAUUACGAAUCGUGGCCGGCAGGGAUCCGAGAUGAGUUGUUGGCUACGCGGGAUCCGUUGUGGGUGAAGAUAACACUUCUUCGUCGUUGAUGUGUUCGAUUGCCGUCUCGUGUCUCCUGCGUACCUCAUCCCACUCCAAGCCCACCCAUGUUUCCAAUUCUAGAUCCUGUAGGCCCAAUUGUAUCCAUGCUUGCAACCGGCUCUCUGUAACGGCUUGGAAACCACCAGAGUCUGAGUCUAAAGCCAAGGCUCUUAGCAUUAUUUCUGCCACAAUCGCGUGUCGAAGAAUCUUGAGCCCAUUCCGCCUAUCUUUGCGCCAGAACUUGGCAGCCUUUUCCAUGUCUUUGACCCUCCUCCCUUCUACCCAUUCACGCAUCUUAAUCAUAUCCGGUGUGUACGUGGGCCGCUGCUCAGGCUCGACCAAUACAGACUCCUCGACCAGGCAGCACACCGACUCGACGAGACUUCCCUCGCGCACCCGUGCUGCGAAUGCCGACUCGGAGAGAAUGGUGACGUCGUAUCGCCCUCUGUGGUAGCUCGUUUGCGGUGCAGGACCGUCCGUGUCCGCGACGACGAUGAGAAGAUCGAAGUCGCUGGUGGGAGUCUGGGUGCCCCAGAGACGCGAUCCGAUCAGGAAAGCGCCGUGGAGAGGAUGUGUGACGUGGAAGGAUUUGAGCAGAGAGUGGAUGGUAUGCGACGUAGGUGAGACCAUGGCUGCAUGUGUGACGCG